AUGAUCGGGGGGGCCGUGUGUGUGGCGAAGAGAGGGCGGGAAAUGGAGGCGGGGGCGACGGGCCGGGCGGGAGCAGGCCGCGCUGACCCGGCCAAGCAGCGAGGCAGACGGGGGGCUCGCGACACAAUCCCCGGCGUCGUCGCGGCGAGGGCUCCGGUCCCAACUCCGCACCGGCGACGACGAACGGCGGCGGCGGCGGCGGCUCAGCCCUCCUCGUGUGUGCGAGCGGAUCUCCUCCCACCCCAACCCCAACCCCAACCCCAACCACCUCGCACCGCCUCAGCGCCAACCCCACGCCGGCGCGGAUUGACCCCUCCCCGCCACCCGUACCUUCGCCUCGGUAGUUCCCGACCCUGCCCGUCCGCGUUGCCGGCUACGAAGCGCGGCGGCGGGCCGAACUACGAGUCCCGGCAGCGCCCGCGCGAUACCCCCACCCCCAUCCCCGCUGCGGUUUUCCCGGGGGCCGACGGGAGUCGGAGUUCGGAAGCCCGGAGCAACCGGAAGCGGCUCGGGCUCCCGGCAGGCAGCGGGAGGAGGCGGAGGACUCGGCGUCGCUCGGCGGCCCCACCUGUCACCCGGUGGGGGCGGGGCGGCGGCGCGUCCUCGCGCGACUCUGCGGCCGCCGGGGUGGUCCUCGCCGCGGUCCUGCGCUCCCGCGGCGCCAGCCGGCUAAACAGAGGACCGGGGCCUCUUCCACGGUGUAUCCAGACGUACCCAACUAAUAAGGUCAUCCCGGUGCGCCCAGCUUCCGUACGACGCACCAUUAGGCCAAGUGGGUUUUUCUUCCGAGUGGUGGUGGCGUUGGCUCGAGCGGACCGAGAUGCCUUAUCACAAUCUGAAGUUCUUACUGGUCUCCGUGCCUACUGCCCAUCUCCUCCUACUGGAAAAUUAAUUCCCUGACUCUGUCUGACUUGCUAUUGUGUUCUCAUCGCCUACAACUGUUGCCUGGCAUGGAUAAAGUGCUCAGUAAACAUUUGAGAGAGAAUGAGACAUAUGUAUCAUUUUGUAUGUUAUAAAACUUUAAAGUGUGGACAGUUACAUAUUAAACAGUUAAUGGAAA
Molecule: messenger RNA, 1060 nt
Organism: Canis lupus familiaris (dog)
Lineage: Eukaryota; Metazoa; Chordata; Mammalia; Carnivora; Canidae
Product: serine/arginine repetitive matrix protein 1-like
Exons: 3
Coding region: 1-900 (299 amino acids)
Source: RefSeq, a predicted model, not a curated record